Molecule: messenger RNA, 2061 nt
Organism: Leopardus geoffroyi (Geoffroy's cat)
Lineage: Eukaryota; Metazoa; Chordata; Mammalia; Carnivora; Felidae
Gene: WDR38
Product: WD repeat domain 38
Exons: 8
Coding region: 384-1619 (411 amino acids)
Molecular function (GO): protein binding
Source: RefSeq, a predicted model, not a curated record
AGUGACCUCGGGGAAAGUCCCUCUACCUAUGAGGCUUCUAUUUCCUCAUCUGCAAAAUGAACAUUGAAACCAAGUCCUGUUCUUGUCUGGUUUCAGCUUCAACUAUCCAACAAGGAACUUGACACCUCCUGGGGCCUCCUACCAUGGCCUCCACAUCCUCCACAUCCUCGGAUGGCCACAUUUUGUGCUGCCAGAAUGUUAACAACGGGGACUCCACUUUCUAAUGCCCUGUGCCUUACACACACUACCUCAGGCUCGCCCCAUUCUAGAGGGCAGAUAGCAUCGUUUCCAGCCCCCUUCAAGGGAACUUCUCAGGCUCAGUACUGGGCACUCCAGGAGGAAAGGGGUCUUGGAACCAGAGCGGGCUUUCCUGGGCACCUAUAAUGUGCCACCCCACUGCGCACAUGGGGAAAGCGGUUCCUCUCAAAGGGGUCUGGGAGCUUGCACGCUCUGCAGUGGGGAGGCAGUGGCGGUGUGCGGGGCUGGCGUGCCCUCUAGUGGUCGCCGUGCUCGUGGUCUGGCCCCGAGGUCGGGGCUGCACAAGGUCUGGCUGGCAGCGGCCAGGAGGGGAAGUAAGUACCUUCUCAGAGCCGCGGAAGGUCCUGCCCGCCGCGGUCCCACCCCCCCGGGGGCUGGGAACAGUCUCUCCCAACCUGUCUCUCCUCGUGGCUUCCCAGAGACCCCGCAGUGGCUGCGUGCUCCGCCCCGAUUUCCAUGGAGACCCCUUGUACACAGCUUCCUCCAUCCACUCCACCUCAAGUGGGGCCGGCUGGCUGGACCAGCGCCCUGGGGCCCAUGAACAGCGGGUCCGCAGGAACGCUGGCCGUGGGGAGAGUGAAAUUCUUCGGCCAGCACCGCGGGGAGGCCCCAUCAAGUUCUGCCGCUUCUCCCCUGAUGGCCACCUUUUUGCCACGACCUCUGGUGACUGUACCAUCCGCCUGUGGGAUGUAGCAGAAGCCAAGUGUCUGCAUGUCCUGAAGGGUCACCAGAGGAGCGUGGAGACGGUUAGCUUUAGCCCUGACUCAAAGCAGCUGGCAUCGGGUGGCUGGGACAAGCGGGUGGUGCUCUGGGAGGUGCAGUCUGGCCAGAUGCUGCGCCACUUAGGAGGGCACCGAGACUCUGUCCAGAGCAGUGACUUCGCACCCAGCUCAGACUGCCUGGCCACUGGCUCCUGGGACUCUGCUAUCUGCAUCUGGGACCUGCGGACGGGGACCCCAGUGACCUCCCACCAAGAGCUGGAGGGCCACAGUGGCAACAUCAGCUGCCUGUGCUACUCAGCAUCCGGCCUCCUGGCUUCCGGCUCCUGGGACAAGACCAUCCACAUCUGGAAGCCUUCCACCAGAAACCUGCUUGUUCAGCUCAAGGGCCAUGUCACCUGGGUGAAGAGCAUAGCUUUCUCCCCUGAUGGGUCACAGCUAGCCAGCGCUGGCUACUCCCAUAUGGUCAAAGUCUGGGACUGCAACACAGGAAAGUGCAUUGAGACUCUGAAGGGAGUCCUGGAUGUGGCCCACGCCUGUGCCUUCACCCCAGAUGGGAAACUCUUAGUGUCUGGAGCUGCUGAUCAGGCAAGAUGCCAACUCCGAUGCACGAUUAAAUCACCCAGAGCCUCUCAGAUAUAACAUCACCACAAAUGGCUCUUUGAUCUCAAGCCUGUCUCUCCCUACCCAGGGCGCAUGGGACCUGGCAGAACGAGCCCCUGAAAGGACAGUGAGGGCAGCUGCACGCCACAGGCCCAAAGUAACCUUAACAGAGCACCCAACAGAUCCCUGUGACCAGGAUUGGUCAUGGUCCUGCGCCGGGGCUGCCAACAGCCGCAGGCCUGCCAAAGCCCCCAGGCCCCUAGUAACCACAACCAGGGCACGCCAGCCCACCUCUCCAGCAUGGUUCGCUGAAACACCCGCAAACAUGAAGCAAUGCCAGCCAGUUUGUUUGUGUUUUAUUGAUGCCGGUGCUUAGGCCUUGACCGCAUACUUCCGCAGUGGGUACAGCCGCUCCUUCCGCUGCUGCUUCUUGGUCUUCAGGUUUUCCUCGUGCUUGUUUAGCCGGCGGCGCAUGGCACGU